CGCGCGCCCCUUCCUUCCGGUGCGGCGCCAUCAGCGCAGCGGCAGGCGGGGGCCGGGACCUGGGCUCCAUCCGCCUCCAUCCGCGGCGGGGCUGAGCGCUCUCUCCCCGCAGCCAUGGCGAUCCGCUACCCCAUGGCCGUGGGCCUCAACAAGGGCUACAAGGUGACGAAGAACGUGUCCAAGCCGAGGCAGUGCCGCCGCCGCGGGCGCCUGACCAAACACACCAAGUUUGUGCGAGACAUGAUCAGGGAAGUCUGUGGCUUCGCACCCUACGAGAGACGUGCCAUGGAAUUGCUGAAGGUUUCCAAAGAUAAACGUGCUCUGAAGUUCAUAAAGAAGCGGGUUGGCACUCACAUUCGAGCCAAGCGAAAGCGGGAGGAGCUCAGUAAUGUCUUGGCAGCCAUGAGGAAAGCUGCUGCGAAGAAGGAUUGAGUUGUACAGCCUUUAGCUCAAUAAAGUUCUUUCCCACAAAA
Molecule: messenger RNA, 473 nt
Organism: Phalacrocorax carbo (great cormorant)
Lineage: Eukaryota; Metazoa; Chordata; Aves; Suliformes; Phalacrocoracidae
Source: RefSeq, a predicted model, not a curated record